This is a messenger RNA of Thermochaetoides thermophila DSM 1495, 2853 nucleotides long. RefSeq lists its product as uncharacterized. The record is from RefSeq and is a predicted model, not a curated record. The transcript has a single exon. The coding region runs from base 1 to 2853 and encodes 950 amino acids. NCBI's taxonomy places the organism in Eukaryota, Fungi, Ascomycota, Sordariomycetes, Sordariales, Chaetomiaceae.
AUGGCUGGCGCAUCCGCUGUCGCGGUGCUGCCGAGCACCAACACAGGUGAAGGCAGAGAUGAACAGCCGGGGUCAUCGAGCGCGACCUCGAGCAACAAUCUGCUGGCGUCGUUGAAGCCAGAAGAACAGAAGGAGCUCCGCGAGUAUGACAAGCUGCUGCUGUUUUACGACGAAGUCGUCCGCGGCCAACAUCCUCGCAUCAAGUUGCCCGAGAAAGCUGUUGUGGCCUCGGGCCAGCCUGCGCUCGAAUUUCUUGCUCCUUCUGUGCCUCUGGCUACAACUAGCCAACCCGCCACGCCCUCUUCUGCCCCUGCUGGUGACAAGAGCACAGUAACUUCUGCUACUACCGACCGUUCUGCAGUAGUUGACAGCGCCCGUGCGUACCAGGCAAACCAGAAGGCCCCGAGAGUACCUGUCCAAGCAAACAACAGUGCCAGCGUUAGCCUUCCCGGCCUCGGGAACUUUCCUGCUCCCUCGUCUAAGUCCCCCAGCUCUUCCAAGCCCGAAGCUGAAAACAAGAUGCCAGACGGUUUGCAACAGGAGAAGGACGCGAUCCAGAAGGAGCGCGAGCGCAUAGAGCAACGCCUCAGGGAGCAGCUCGAACAACGACGCGCCGCCGGUAAGGCCGGAGCUGAGCAGUUGCCAGACCUUGACGUCGCCGAUAUUUUUGAGAAAGUCAUGUCCCAGAGUCAAGAAGCGCCCGCGGCGGCCAGUGCUGCUGCUCAACAACAACCUGUCCGAGCUACUGAUCACACAGCUGCCAAUGCCUCGACUUCCUCUGCCGAGCCGGUAUCUGACAAUUCGACCUUCUACUCGAGCCACCUUGACACGCCCGAGUCGGGCCUGGUUGCCCGCAUCCCUACAUCCCCGUCUGAUACUGAGAUGCGCGAGGCGUCGCGCGAAGGUUCGCCGUAUGAGCCCGAACUGGAUGAGCCCGUUGUCAUUCAAGCCCAACCUGCGCCCGCGCUUGCUCAAGCUAUUCCUGGGAUUGCUCCCGGGCAGCCUGUACAACAACCUCAAACAUAUCAGGGUCCUGGUGUUGCUGGCCCCUCCAGGGCGUAUGCUCCUGCUGGUCCUAGCCAACUGAGGGAUUCUGCCCGGCGUGAGGAAGCAUACCAACAGGCUAUGGCUCGUCCUCCUUCUCCUCGUAUCUACUCCCAUGAGCUCUCACCUGUUGCUCCCCAGCCUACUCAUGUCCUCCCCCCAGGCAUAACCAGACGACAAGAGAUGCGCGCCACUGCCUCCAGCAGCGGCUCCCAGGCGACCCCAGCCCAAGUUUCUGCCCUGAGGAAGCAGGGCUCCAACCCAAGCACCCCCGAAGGCUCCCCGCGACAGGGCAGUCGUGGCGUCGAAAAGAAGAAGAAGAAGAAAAAGAGAAAGGCCGACCGUGCUGCCGAGAAUGCCGCACCCUCUCCGUACAUCAAGCCCGAACCCCGUUCCCCAUCUCCUUUUUCCUCUCGUCCGGCUAAGCGGCAGAAGCAGUCACAGAACCAGCAACAGCAGCCUGUUGAGAUCCAUGACGAUGAGCCCGCUAGGUAUGAGCCACCUCCUCCUCCGGCCCGCGUUGACGAAGGCAGCCAGGAGCGCUAUCCGCCUCGGGUUGUCAGGCAGGAACGUGUCGUGGGCUAUGAGCGCGCCGAUGACUACCAUCAUCGUUAUGAGACCUCGCCUAGAUACCAGCGCGUUGAGGCCGUUUAUUAUGACGACUGUAGGGCACCGCCUCCUCCGGGUAGUGCGUAUGAGUACCGCGAAGUACGUACCGUGCGACCUGCUUCUCGGUUGGUCGAGGCUCAGUACGAAGACGGUCCUGGUGCGGCUUACUACCGGGAAGUUCCUCCCCGGGCGGUGUCGAGGAUGAGUAUGCACCCUCCCUCGCCGGUCAUAUAUGAGCAGCCGCCGCCGCGCCGCAUCGUUGUCGACCAGUAUGGCCGCGAGUACAUUGAGCCUGUCCGCGCGACGGCUAUUGUGCGGGAGGAGCCCUACGACAGGCCCCCUCCCCCUAGGGCUGUCUCUCGUCGACCUGAUCCUCUCGAUGACGAAGUCCACAUGUACCGGCCCACGUCCUCAGGUUAUGCGGUUCCUCCUAGGCGUGUUCUUACCACUCAACAACCGGAGUAUGCCUACCGUGACCCCGAACCCCGCGGCACCAUGCCCCCUCCGCCUCUCCCACAAGAAUAUGCUCGCCCUGAACCCCCGAGGGAGUACAUCCCCCGACCGGCGAGCGUACGCCCUGUCGAAACUGUCCGCUACGAACCUGUUCCUGCAAGCUACGAGCGAGUCCCCCCUCCUCCACCUGCACAUCUAGACGACCGUCCCCCAAGAGAGAGCCAGAGGGAAGCGGGUUAUUACCGCGCUGCAAGCGUCCAUCCAACCCUAUCAAGCAGCAUCCCCCGCUACGAAGUCUACGACCGCCGUCCUCCCCCUCCUCCUGCAGAGCGUCCUCCGGAAGAUAGACAUUUCGUCCCCCCUCCGCAGCCUGCUUUGGGAAGAGCGGGGAGUGUCCGCCCUGUUGACCCCACACCUCCUACAGCACGGUAUGAGUACGCACCGCCGCCGUCGAGUAGGGGGGUUGUCUACGCGGAGAGUGUGACGGCUACGCCGGUGUUGGGGAGGGAAGUUAGGGCUUGGAGCGUCAUGCCUGAUGGAGAGGUGCCAGUUAGGAGGGAGUUCCCUCCUCCUCCUCCUCCUCCUCCUCCUCCUCCUCCUCCGCCGCCGCCGCCGCCGCCGCCGCCGCCUCCACAAUACAUCCGUCCGGUGCAAGACAGAGAGCGAGAUGAUGAUGUUAUUUACAUUGAGAGGGGGCUUGCACAGGGAAGGGAUAGGGAACGUGAGCGAGAGAGGGAGUAUCGGUGA